Messenger RNA from Fundulus heteroclitus (mummichog), 917 nucleotides. Its product is annotated as HLA class II histocompatibility antigen, DR alpha chain. The transcript is spliced from 4 exons. The record is from RefSeq and is a predicted model, not a curated record. Lineage: Eukaryota; Metazoa; Chordata; Actinopteri; Cyprinodontiformes; Fundulidae. The coding region runs from base 54 to 773 and encodes 239 amino acids. Gene Ontology annotation, molecular function: MHC class II protein complex binding. Gene Ontology annotation, cellular component: MHC class II protein complex; membrane. Gene Ontology annotation, biological process: antigen processing and presentation of exogenous peptide antigen via MHC class II; immunoglobulin production involved in immunoglobulin-mediated immune response; peptide antigen assembly with MHC class II protein complex.
GCGUUGGGUCCAGCAGCUGCAGGACUUUCCCUCAGUGAGGCUCCGAGUCUCUGAUGAUGAAGAUGAGGCUGCUGCUCUUCCUCUGCGGGGUCCUCCGGGUCUCUGCUCAAGUUCUCCAUGAGGACCUUCAUAUCCUUGGCUGUUCAGACUCUGAUGGAGAGGACAUGUAUACUCUGGAUGGAGAAGAGUUGUGGGUCGCUGACUUCAAGCAGGAGAAAGGAGUUUAUCCUCAGCCUCCUUUCAUUGAUCCUAUCACCUACGUGGAAGGAACUUAUGACACAGCUGUGGCUAAUCAACAGGUCUGCAGAAUAAACCUGGGUAACAGUCGUAAAGCCAUGAAGGAAAUUCCUCUGGAAAAAGAUCCUCCAUCCACCCCCAUGAUCUACACCAGAGACGAGGUGGAGCUGGGAGAGAAGAACAUCCUGGUCUGUCAUGUCUCUGGGUUCUAUCCUGCUCCUGUCAACGUCUCCUGGACCAAGAACGGCCAGAAGGUGACUGAAGGAACCAGCAUCAACGUUCCCUUCCCCAACAAGGACAGCACCUUCACCCAGAUCUCCAGACUGGACUUCAUCCCUCAGCUGGGAGACAUCUACAGCUGCUCUGUGGACCAUCUAGCUCUGACAGAACCACUCACCAGGAUCUGGGAUGUGGAGGUCCACAUGUCCCAGCCCAGUGUUGGACCUGCAGUCUUCUGUGGACUGGGUCUGACCAUCGGACUCCUGGGCGUGGCUGUUGGUACCUUCUUCCUGAUCAAAGGAAACGAGUGCAGCUGAUUGGCUGAUGCUCAUUGGCUGCUGCUGAUUGGCUGAGGGUUACUGGCUGCAGCUGAUUGGCUGAUUGGCUGAUGAUGUCAUGAUGAAUCAGCUCAGGUGUUAAUGAUGUUUUAGAGCCUCUUCAAUAAAACUUUAUCCACAGGU